Messenger RNA from Drosophila rhopaloa, 4938 nucleotides. RefSeq names its product transcription initiation factor TFIID subunit 4 (gene Taf4). The transcript is spliced from 10 exons. Gene Ontology annotation, biological process: DNA-templated transcription; transcription initiation at RNA polymerase II promoter. Gene Ontology annotation, molecular function: DNA binding; RNA polymerase II general transcription initiation factor activity; protein heterodimerization activity. Gene Ontology annotation, cellular component: transcription factor TFIID complex. The coding region runs from base 951 to 4196 and encodes 1081 amino acids. The record is from RefSeq and is a predicted model, not a curated record. Lineage: Eukaryota; Metazoa; Arthropoda; Insecta; Diptera; Drosophilidae.
GCUGUACAAAACUGAUACACACACACGUACGCACACAGACGUGGGUAUAUGCCACCACCCGCUGGCCACUAAAGUGGAAAUUACUAAUACUACAACUGGCACGAUGCUCCAUAUUGCCACUGGAACUAUGUAAAAGUUGCAACUGGGGUUUUUUGUUAUUUUUUUUAAUAUUCAAGUAGCCGACUUAUGCAGAAGAAAGAUAAUUUUUUCUGAGCUUAUAGUUACAAUUUAGUGUUCUACUUUUGUGUUUAAAUAAAUAUAUAAUACUGAAAGUGACGUAUAAACGAAGAUUGCGAACACGCACCCGCAUAAACAUCGAGGAUUGCCAGAUCGUCGGUUACGAGUUUUUCGCCCGCUAUCUGGCAACGCCCGCCUCCCUCGAUUUUCGCUUUGCACGCGCAUUCGUGAAAAUGGCGGCGUUCUGGCACCGUCGCUGCCAAAUUUUUUGUACAUCAAAAUAAUCAAAAUAAAGCAUUCUUCCAGUGCUCAACAAUCAGUCCGUGCGAGCGCGCGCGUGUGUGUGUGUGCGCAGGAAAAACCGCCGAUCGAAAAAGUGGAAAAAGAAAAGCCUUUAAAGGCAAACAAAAGGCAGCGAAUUAGCAAGAUAACACACAACACACGCGACGACGACGACGGAUGCGCCAGGAGAAAGGCGAGAGUGAGAGUGCGAGUGAGCCAGCGCAGCACUAAAUCAGCGGAGCACCCGCUUUUUUGGCCAAGGUGAAUGCGCGAGAUUACCUGUGUUCCCCGCGUCCAGGUGUUCGGCUGCAUCUGGUUUAUGGUCACCAGGUAGACGGGAGACAGUUCGCUUCUGGAGCGCACAGCAUGCAACAGUCUGAGUUACGUGUGAAUCGCCAGCACAGGAUGUGUGACACUAGUUGAUCGGAACAGGAUCACACACAGAAGUCAAGAACACACACAGUCGCCAAACAUAAACACCACACAGCACGAUGAACACCAGCCAGACAGCAGCCGGCAAUCGCAUCACCUUCACCAGCCAGCCGCUGCCCAAUGGCACCAUCAACAUAGCCGGCAAUCCUGGAGCCGUCAUAUCCACGGCACAGCUGCCCAACACCACCACCAUCAAGACCAUACAGGCGGGGAUCGGUGGUCAGCAUCAGGGUCUGCAGCAGGUUCAUCAUGUCCAGCAGCAGCAGGCGCAGCAGCAGCAAUCCGUAGGUGCCACCCAAACACAAACCCUAGUUAUUAAAUCCAACCACCAUGCUGUCACCCUGCCGGCGGGUCUAGUCUCAAGUGCACCAGCAGGAAUCGUAACCAUGACCAAGACCAUCAAUCAGGCUGGUCAACCGCUGCUGAACUCGAUGCUGCCAGCGGGCGUGGUGGUGGGCAUGCGCCACCAGGCGCCUUCACAGCAGCAGCAGAAGAAUGUGCCCACCAACCCGCUUAGUCGUGUGGUGAUCAACUCCCACAUGGGAGGCGUGAGACCCCAGAGUCCAUCGAUAACUUUAAGCACACUUAAUACGGGUCAGACCCCGGCAUUGCUGGUCAAGACGGAUAACGGAUUCCAGCUGUUGCGCGUGGGCACGACGACGGGUCCGCCGACGGUGACACAGACUAUAACCAACACCAGCAAUAACAGCAACACAACAAGCACCACAAACCAUCCUACAACCACACAGAUCCGUCUGCAAACUGUGCCGGCUGCAGCUGUAAGUAGAUACCAACAACAACAACAUCAGCAGCAACAGCAACAACAGCAGCAAUCGCAACAGCAGCAACAAACAACCAGCACUACCGCCAGCACUAGCAUUGCACUGCGCAAAACGAUUGUCCGUACUUCAUCCACAGUCCCAUCCAGCAAUAAUAAUAAUAAUAGUAUUAUCAAUGCCACCACCACCACCAACACCACCACCACUACCAACAACAACAACAAACCCGCUACUAACCAGCAACAGCAGCAGCAACAGAAGCUCCAACAGCAGCAACAUCUCAAGGCCCAACAGCAACAUAAACAGCAACAGGCAUCCGCUGCGGCUGCCGCUGCAGCAGCUGCCGCCAAUGUGGCAGCCACCAUAAAGAUCAAGCAAAACUCUAUGACCAACACGACCGCCACCAGCAACAUUAUUGUCAAUUCGGUGGCCAGCAGUGGCUAUGCGAACUCAUCGCAGCCGCCGCACCUGACGCAACUUAAUUCGCAGGCGCCGCACCUGCCGCAGAUAACCCAAAUCCAAACGAUACCGGCCCAGCAGUCCCAGCAGCAAGUGAACAACGUGAGCUCCGCGGGUGGAGUGGCGUCGGCGGUGAGCAGCACGACGGCAGCAACGACGACGCAGCAGGGCAAUACCAAAGAAAAGUGUCGCAAGUUUCUAGCCAAUUUAAUCGAAUUGUCGACACGGGAACCGAAGCCGGUGGAGAAGAAUGUGCGCACCCUCAUCCAGGAGCUGGUCAAUGCGAAUGUGGAGCCGGAGGAGUUUUGUGACCGCCUGGAGCGCUUGCUCAACGCCAGCCCGCAGCCGUGCCUGAUUGGAUUCCUCAAGAAGAGUUUGCCUCUGCUCCGGCAAGCGCUCUACACCAAGGAGCUGGUAAUUGAAGGCAUCAAACCGCCACCGCAGCAUGUGCUCGGCCUGGCCGGACUUUCUCAACAGCUGCCUAAAAUACAAGCGCAAAUCCGUCCCAUCGGUCCCAGCCAGACAACGACCAUUGGACAGACGCAAGUGCGCAUGAUAACACCGAAUGCCUUGGGCACGCCGCGACCCACCAUUGGCCACACGACGAUAUCCAAGCAGCCGCCCAACAUCCGGCUACCUACGGCACCGCGUCUUAUUAACACGGGUGGAAUUCGCACCCAGAUUCCGUCGUUACAGGUGCCUGGACAGGCGAAUAUUGUGCAAAUUCGUGGACCGCAGCAUGCGCACAUACCGCGCACGGGAUCGGUCCAGAUCCGGGCCACCACCCGGCCGCCAAACAGUGCGCCCACCGCGAACAAACUCACUGCCGUCAAGGUGGGCCAGACGCAGAUCAAAGCGAUUACGCCCAGCCUGCACCCGCCUUCACUGGCCGCCAUCUCUGGCGGACCACCGCCGACGCCCACGCUGUCCGUUUUGUCCACUCUAAACUCCGCCUCGACCACAUCGCUGCCGAUACCGUCGUUGCCCACGGUCCACCUUCCGCCUGAAGCACUGCGAGCUCGUGAGCAGAUGCAAAACUCACUGAACCACAACAACAAUCACUUUGAAGCGAAGCUGGUAGAGAUCAAGGCGCAGUCUCUGCAUCCACCCCAUAUGGAGCGGAUCAACGCGUCGCUCACGCCGAUUGGAGCCAAGACGAUGCCGAGGCCACCGCCGGCGAUCAGCAAGACGCUGGGCAAAAAGAAACGCGACGCAAUGGAAAUGGACGGAAAGUUAAACAGCUCAAGCGGAGCGGUAGCCGCGGCGGCCAACUCGUUUUUCCAGCCGAGCUCCAUGUCCUCGUCGAUGUACGGCGACGAUGAUAUCAACGACGUGGCCGCCAUGGGCGGCGUUAAUCUGGCGGAGGAGUCGCAGCGAAUCCUGGGCUGCACGGAAAACAUCGGUACGCAGAUUCGUUCCUGCAAAGAUGAGGUGUUUCUCAAUCUGCCCGCCCUACAAGCCCGGAUACGGGCUAUUACGUCGGAAGCCGGCCUGGAUGAGCCGUCGCAGGAUGUGGCCGUUCUGAUAUCGCACGCAUGCCAGGAACGACUAAAGAACAUUGUGGAGAAGUUGGCUGUGAUAGCGGAGCACCGCAUUGAUGUUAUCAAGUUGGAUCCACGCUACGAGCCGGCCAAGGAUGUUCGCGGUCAGAUCAAGUUCCUGGAGGAGCUGGACAAAGCCGAGCAAAAGCGACACGAGGAGUUGGAGAGGGAGAUGCUGCUGCGGGCGGCGAAGUCACGUUCGCGGGUAGAGGAUCCGGAGCAGGCCAAGAUGAAGGCGAGGGCCAAGGAGAUGCAGCGCGCCGAGAUGGAGGAGCUGCGUCAGCGAGAUGCCAAUCUGACGGCGUUACAGGCGAUUGGUCCUCGGAAAAAGCUGAAGCUGGACGGCGAGGCAGUCAGUUCGGGAGUGGGUUCCAGUGGUGGUGGAGCUAUGAGCAGUUCGGGAUCUGCGCCAACCACGUUACGGCCGCGCAUCAAGCGCGUCAACCUGCGCGACAUGCUAUUCUACAUGGAGCAGGAGCGCGAGUUCUGUCGCAGCUCCGUGCUGUUCAAGACAUACCUCAAGUGAUCGCUGCUGUUGCCCAUCAUUCGCACCGUCUUCUCCUCGCUGAUCCUCCUACUCCGUGGACUGUCGUUGUCGUUGUGUUUCCAGCUUUACGAUUUCAUCCAUUUGCAAUAUAAUUUAGCCUCAAAUUUAACUGCGUCGCGUCUCCCCUGUUGUUGUUUCUUUUUAGUUAGGCGCUCCUAUUUAAUUUCUAUAUUUACGUUUACAUACUUAAAUCCUAAAUUCUAAUCGUACUUGAUUUUAAGCAUAAUUUAAACCUCGUUUAUUUUUUCCAAUAAAUUGUCUGUAAAACUUAAACCAAACCAAUCCAAAAACAAAACAAAACAAAACCAGAGUAACGUGAAGUAAACGAAGAAAAUAAAAUAAUAGAGAGGAAUAUAAAAGAAAGAGAACGCGCAGUCAGCGGGCGUUUGAUUUGUAAUUUGUAACAUAAUGUUUGCAUCAACUGCAUUGACGGCCUUAUCUAAACGAUAUAAACAUAAUUAUUAAUAUUUAAUUAUUUAGCUUAGUUUGUUAAACGAAAACGAAGCAUAAUUCCUAGAUAUUAAGUGAAAAGAAAGUGCGCGCGAGCAAAAACAAGAGAAAUCGAAACCGAAUUGCAGAUAAAUGGUUUUUAAAACCAAAAGAUCUAAACAAGUUCAGCAACAGCUAAAACAAAACAAAACACAUCAAAAAAAGAAGCGACAAAAUAUCCAUUUAAAACAUACAUUGAAUUAGUUCUAGUUGUUUAAACAAAACAAUGUAA